UCUGAUCCGAUCUCUGACCUUUGUAUAUACAUUGUGUAUUUGCUAUAUAUUCUGCUAAGAAGCGCGGGCUUAAUUUGUGAUUGAAACUAACUUAAAAAUGCAAGUUAAGCUAAAAUUGAUUGCUGCAGCAAGCGAAAAUAUGGGGAUCGGAAUCAAUGGAGAUUUGCCAUGGCGUUUGAGAAAAGAAAUGGAUUUUUUUACUAAAAUGACAUCCACAACAAAUGACACUGAUAAAAAAAAUGUAGUCCUAAUGGGUAGACGUACUUGGGAAAGCAUUCCAAAGAAAUUUAAACCAUUAGCAAAUCGAAUAAACAUGGUACUUACUUCUCAACCACUUGAUCUUGGAGAUGAUGCUAUUGUUUGUAAAAAUCUACCUGAAGCAGUGGAAAAAAUAUCCCAAAGUCCUCUAAAAGAUAAUGUAGAGCAAGUAUGGGUAAUUGGAGGAAGUUCAGUUUACAAGGCAUCAAUGGAAUCGCCUAAUUUCUAUAGACUAUAUUUAACUAGAAUCAAAAAGCAUUUUGAUUGUGAUACUUUCUUUCCACAAAUUCCAGAAAACUAUGUUUUAGUUAAAGACCCAGAAGUUCCACAAGGUAUGCAGCAAGAAAAGGAUAUUACAUUUGAAUAUGAAGUUUAUGAAAAAAAAAGAAAUCAAUGAAAUAAAGUAGAAUUUUUUAUGUAUACAUAUUGUACAGAAAAAUAAGUUUAUUGUAAUAAAUUUUUAUU
This is a messenger RNA of Phymastichus coffea, 723 nucleotides long. It is a transcript of the gene Dhfr, whose product is annotated as dihydrofolate reductase. Gene Ontology annotation, molecular function: dihydrofolate reductase activity; NADP binding. Lineage: Eukaryota; Metazoa; Arthropoda; Insecta; Hymenoptera; Eulophidae. Gene Ontology annotation, biological process: glycine biosynthetic process; folic acid metabolic process; dihydrofolate metabolic process. The record is from RefSeq and is a predicted model, not a curated record. Gene Ontology annotation, cellular component: mitochondrion. The transcript is spliced from 5 exons. Bases 98 to 655 code for a protein of 185 amino acids.